AUGGACCCUCGCAACGUCCCAAUCCCCAGCUUCCCGGCUCCUGUCGUGGACGGAGAUGAUGUCCUAUAUGCGCUUCAGAGACGUCAACAGACAUGGGCGUUCCCGAGGCAAAGUGACGCCCCUCCAGGUUUCAGCCAACUGCAUCAUCCGCAACAGCAACAGCAACCGGAAGAGCAGCUUUCUCAUUUCUCGGCUGCCCGCCAGCCAUUCUCUAUUUCCUCUAUCCACCCUCCUAUCCAGGCCACUCCUGCCCUGGAGCCUCCAACUCCGCCGCGACGGCAGUCGGUAGCUCAGUUACCUCUACCUCCGAAGCGGUCAUCCAUAGCUCAGGGAAGGAGAGAUUCGACAAAGGGUACUGGAUCAAACUAUACGUUGGCAUGUCUUAAUUGCCGCUCUAAGAAGAUAAAGUGCCUGCUCGAAGAGGGAGGCUGCAAGAAAUGCAAGAAACUUGGAAUCCCCUGCCCAGGCCCUGAGGUGGACGAACGCAAACGCCCCUCCUCCAAGAGACACAUUCGCGAGUUACACCAACGCAUCCACGACUUAGAAGCUGCUCUGAAGCAGAGCGAGGCCCUACGCAAAGCUCAGGCACAAAAUUUCCAUACAAUUCGCGGGAUUGCGCAGUUCUCCCCACCGGAAUCUCCGGUAUCCCUGCUCCGGCAGAAGGUGCCGGAUAACAUCAUCGCACGUCUUUGCGAUGGGCGAUACCAGCUAAAUUAUGACUCUAACGGACAGCUGCGAUAUUUCGGUCCAACCUCCAGUUUACACCUGACUGAUACAGUGGCAACAUCUAUCGUUCGGUCUUGGGGAGAAUACCCAACUACUAACCCCAAGAUUGAGGUUUGCGAGAUCGAUGCCGAAACCCAAGAGUACUUGCUGAACCUUUACUGGAAGUUUCAACACACCGAGCUUCAAGUCCUUCACAAAGAUGCAUUCCUUCGUGAUAUGGCAACGGGUCAGACAAAGUUUUACAGCAAAGCGCUUUUGUACUGUAUCAUGGCCUGUGCCGCUCGCAUUUCACAUAGGCCUGAGAUCCGUGCGAUGGUUUUGACGCCCGGACUCUCGGCAUCUGAUGAACUCCCGCCUCUAUUCGCUGCUGCAUCGAAACUUGUGGAUGAGGAGUUGAAACACCCGCAAAUCACAACCAUCCAGUGUUUGUUACUGUUAUCAGUGAUUUAUUGUGCUUUCUCCCAGGACACAAAAGGCUGGGUUUUGACAGGGACUGCAUGCCGAUUGGCUAUAGAUUUGGGUUUACAUCGUGAUUGCUCGUCCUUCACAGACAAGUUCUCCCCAAUGGACAUCGAGGCACGCUCGAUUGCAUUUUGGGGUUGCGUCAUAUUCGACAGGCUAUGGUCGCUCUACCUUGGCCGCCAGUAUUGUUUAAGGCUUGACGGAGAAGUGACAGUACCUCGACCAGCUGCGACGGCAGCUGUGAGCGGGAUGAUAGCAACAUGGGAAGCCCGAUUAGCUGAUGCAUGGAGCAGCUUACUCGAAAUCGUCGGGUUCAUCUGUGAAGCUUUAAAUCAAAAUAAAUGUACUAUGAGUCGGGUCAACGAGCUGGGUGACCGUCUCAAGACGUGGUACAGCGGGCUUGACCCGUCACUGCAAUACCAAAGCAAUUCACCGCCCUCAGUCUCAGUUAUGCACAUGCAGUAUUGUGCCGCGGUCAUCUUACUCUAUCGGCCUCUCGCGAAUUUCGGCGUAGAAGCGUCGGAAAGAAGCGAUUACUCAUCCCAAUUCCGCCUCAUCUGUGUCAAACAUGCCAUGGAUGCCACUCGAUACAUGGAAGACUACCGAGCCAACUAUGGCAACGCAACCACUCUCAGCGGUAUAAGUCUGCACAUAAUAUCGACUGUCUCAACAACGCUUAUCGCCGAUAUAACAGAAAGACGGAAUUCAGAUGUCAGCAGGGAGUUCCACUGUCUGAUAGUAUGUGUCCGCACAUUACUCGAGCUGGAACAAACCUACCUCGUGGCUUUGCAAGUCCGCAAAGUGAUUGAGGUUGUUAUUCGGAUAUGUAACCUUGAAAACCACGAGUUACAGGUUGCUUCACUAUUACCCGAGGGCCUCCAUAUCGGAGCUUCGUAUACACCUACACCAUCUGCUGGACAGACAGAAAGCUCUCAAGAUGAGGACACCAGAGGCACAAAACAAGACGCAGACUCGAGUAUCAUACUACAACGAUUCCGUGGUGCUGCUCCACCUCCGCCCAUCACCACUGAUACGAUAUCAAUAGAACAGCCCUAUCUGGCCAUGGCGUAUAACCCCUUUCCGCUUCUUGAUGGGAUGCAAGUACAUCCUCAUCCGUCGACGAUGCCGGGGGAUAUACAUACUACGUACCCAUGUACUCAAUGA
This is a messenger RNA of Trichophyton rubrum CBS 118892, 2352 nucleotides long. RefSeq lists its product as uncharacterized. Gene Ontology annotation, biological process: DNA-templated transcription; regulation of DNA-templated transcription. Bases 1 to 2352 code for a protein of 783 amino acids. NCBI's taxonomy places the organism in Eukaryota, Fungi, Ascomycota, Eurotiomycetes, Onygenales, Arthrodermataceae. Gene Ontology annotation, molecular function: DNA binding; DNA-binding transcription factor activity, RNA polymerase II-specific; zinc ion binding. The transcript has 5 exons. The record is from RefSeq and is a predicted model, not a curated record.